CACGCAAGCCUCCUCUCUCUCUCUCUCUCUCUCUCUCUCUCUCCUCUAAACGCCAAUCUCUCUCUCUCUCUCUCACGAGUCAUCAGUUGCCAAUUGACUAGGAUGUAGAUCAGGUUUCAAACCAAAGCUUCAAAAUGGCUGUAACCCGUUGAAAUCCCCCCCCAAAAUGUCAGUUACGGAGCUGAAAGAGCGCCUCGUGGCUUCUACGGAUACCGUAAAUUCCCUCAGAGAACGCUUGAAGCAGAAGCGUCUUCUUCUUCUCGACACAGAUGUGGCGGGGUACGCAAGGUCCCAAGGGAGGACUCCGGUUUGUUUCGGCCCGACGGAUCUGGUCUGUUGUAGGACACUGCAGGGUCAUACCGGUAAGGUUUAUUCGCUAGACUGGACUCUGGAAAAGAAUCACGUUGUCAGUGCAUCUCAAGAUGGGAAGCUAAUAGUGUGGAAUGCUCUCACAAGCCAGAAAACUCACGCCAUAAAGUUACCUUGUGCUUGGGUCAUGACAUGUGCCUUCUCUCCAACUGGUCAAUCUGUUGCGUGUGGUGGGCUUGACAGCGUAUGCUCCAUCUUCAACCUGAAUUCUCCGACUGACAGAGACGGGAAUAUACCUGUAUCAAGAACGCUUAGUGGGCAUAAGGGUUAUGUUUCUUGUUGCCAAUAUGUUCCGGAUGAAGAGAUUCACCUAAUAACAAGUUCGGGUGAUCAGACUUGUGUUUUAUGGGACAUAACUACGGGCCAGAGAACUUCUGUUUUUGGAGGCGAAUUCCAGUGCGGACACACUGCUGAUGUGCUGAGUGUCUCGAUUAAUGGAUCAAACUCAAGAACGUUUCUGUCUGGUUCGUGUGAUGCAACUGCCCGAUUGUGGGACACUCGUGUUGCUAGUCGAGCGGUCCGGACAUUUCAUGGUCAUGAAGGAGAUGUCAAUGCCGUGAAGUUCUUCCCAGAUGGGAAUAGAUUCGGAACUGGUUCAGAUGAUGGGACUUGCAGGUUAUUUGAUAUUAGGACUGGGCACCAGCUCCAAGUAUACUCUCAACAGAAUGGUGAUAACGAUGACCGGCAUGUCACUUCCAUUGCUUUCUCCACAUCAGGAAGGCUCCUCUUUGCUGGGUACUCUAACGGAGAUUGCUAUGUAUGGGACACUUUACUGGCGAGGGUGGUGUUGAACUUGGGAUCUCUUCAAAACUCACACGAGGGUCGGAUCAGCUGUUUGGGCUUGUCGUCUGAUGGGAGUGCCUUGUGUACAGGAAGUUGGGAUACAAAUCUGAAGGUGAGCCUGAUUCCUACCACGGCCUAUUAUAGCUUGCUUGUUGUUUUAUCAUUCCAGAUUUGGGCCUUUGGCGGGCAUCGAAAAGUGGUCUGAGUAGUUGGGAUAUGUAGUUCAUCCGAGCCGGAUGUCUUCACAUUACUGGACUAUGGCAGCGGUACUUUGUUUCAAAAAAUAUUUAGUCCCUCUACUGUUUGUUCUUGCACUGCCAUGUAUAGUCUUUGGGAAUUUGAAUUAGAUAAGCCAUUUGUUUCUUUUCAACUUUUUGCUCUCAAAACUUCCCUUGUCAUUAUUCCUCAUCUGUUUAUCUCAGCUAACAAUCUUAUAUUACUUA
Molecule: messenger RNA, 1595 nt
Organism: Rhododendron vialii
Lineage: Eukaryota; Viridiplantae; Streptophyta; Magnoliopsida; Ericales; Ericaceae
Product: guanine nucleotide-binding protein subunit beta-2-like
Exons: 6
Coding region: 167-1357 (396 amino acids)
Biological process (GO): G protein-coupled receptor signaling pathway
Cellular component (GO): cytoplasm; heterotrimeric G-protein complex
Molecular function (GO): signaling receptor complex adaptor activity; protein binding
Source: RefSeq, a predicted model, not a curated record